Sander lucioperca (pikeperch) is the source of this 2120-nucleotide messenger RNA. RefSeq names its product prolactin-releasing peptide receptor-like. Gene Ontology annotation, molecular function: neuropeptide binding; neuropeptide Y receptor activity. NCBI's taxonomy places the organism in Eukaryota, Metazoa, Chordata, Actinopteri, Perciformes, Percidae. The transcript has 3 exons. Gene Ontology annotation, cellular component: plasma membrane; neuron projection. The record is from RefSeq and is a predicted model, not a curated record. Gene Ontology annotation, biological process: G protein-coupled receptor signaling pathway. Bases 92 to 1174 code for a protein of 360 amino acids.
CACAAGGAAGGUCCGCUCUUCGUUCUCACACUCAACUUAUCUUUCCACUGAGAAACACCAACACAGGUACUGCACAUUGAGCUUUGCUGCCAUGGAGGGUAACCACAGUGGCUUGGCUGGAAGCACACAGCCGUCUGUGUCCGGAGAACAGAGAGAUGGACACGUUUAUGAGGUUGCGGUGCAGAACAGCUCCACCAACCGCAGCUCCCAGUUUGCCGAUGUGGCUCUGCUGCAGAUGUUCAAGCCUCUUAUCAUUCCCUGUUAUGUGCUCGUUGUGGUAGUGGGCGUCUUUGGGAAUUACCUGCUCCUCUAUGUCAUCUGCCGAACCCGCAAGAUGUACAAUGUCACCAACUUCUUCAUUGGAAACCUGGCCUUCUCCGACAUGCUCAUGUGUGUGACCUGCGUCCCUUUCACUCUCGCCUACGCCUUCAACCCACACGGUUGGGUUUUUGGCCGCCCGAUGUGCUACCUGGUGUUCCUCAUCCAACCAGUCACAGUCUAUGUUUCAGUGUUCACGCUCACUGCUAUUGCUGUGGACAGAUAUUAUGCAACAGUUCACCCCUUGAAGAAGCGUACGUCUGUGUCUACCUGUGCCUCUGUCCUCACCGGCAUCUGGCUGCUGUCCUUCGGGCUUGUGGCUCCAGCAGUCACCCACACCUACCACGUCGAGUUCAAGGAGGAAGGCUUCACCAUUUGUGAGGAAUUCUGGUUGGGUAAAGAGACAGAAAGGCGUGCUUAUGCAUACAGUACCCUGCUGGUGACGUAUGUCCUGCCGUUGUCAGCUGUCUUUAUCUCUUAUCUCUGUAUCACUGUCAAACUAAAGAAGUGUGUUGCACCAGGCCACAAGACACAAGGCCAGGCGGGGGCUCAACAAGCUCGCAAGAGAAAGAUCUUUCGCCUGGUUGCACUUUUGGUGUCUGCAUUUGCAGUGUGUUGGCUUCCUAUUCAUGUAUUCAAUGUGCUGCGAGACAUUGACAUUCACCUCAUUAAUAAGCGCUACUUUUUACUCAUCCAACUGCUGUGUCACCUGUGUGCCAUGAGCUCAUCUUGUUGUAACCCCUUCCUCUAUGCUUGGCUACACGACCGCUUCCGCACCGAGUUACGCAAGAUGUUCAAGUGCCGUCGUCGCUUUGGAGGGCCUGCUAAUCACUGUGCUGCCAGUGUGGUCUUGUAAAUGUGAAGAGAAUCCUUUGUCAUUAUUUCAGGGUGAUUAAUCUUGAGUACUGUACAUGUGGAAACUUUGAUGUAUCAAACUAAUGGAGUUCAUCCUCUGGCCACCAGUAAAAUCCAUUUAUGGAAAUCCAGCCAUUAGUCAUGUUGUGUAUAGUCUAUAUCCACGACGUUCCACUUCCGGGAUUGCUCCAUUGCCACUGUAAAUUCCACCGGAUUUCAUUCUUUUCGGCCAGAUAUCCGUUACCUUCUGCUUUCUUUGUGUUGGCAUUUUAAACUCUAGUCGAUUUAUGAAGACUAUGGCUAGCUAGACUAUCUGUCCAAUCUGAGUUUUCUGUUGUACGACUAAAACAACUUUUGAACGUACACCUUCCACCAAGACAAGUUCCUUGGCUCUGCCCAGUGCUUAGCAGAACCCAUGACGAUUGUGACUGGUUUAAAGAAAUGCCAAUAAACCAAAGCACGUUUUUCUCCCAUCCCGGAAUGCUGUGUGGACUAGCCAGACCUUCCUCCGCUGCGCUGUGAAGGAAGGUCUGGCAAAGAUGAUCUAUUGGCCAGGGGUGGCUCUUGAGGAGAGGUAAAUCUGUUGGGCACCAUGAAGGUCUAUUUAUUGGUAAUCUCCCCAUUAGAGUUUGAGAUAUGAAAUUAAAAAGUAGAAACUUUGGCAGAGGUCAAUUGGUGUUCCAAUCCAGCCAUUAGAUAUGUCUCGUUUGAAGCAGGAAGGGUUUCAUCCACUCGGGAGCGUGAGUGUGCCCAGAAAACCCUAUAGGAAUUCUGCCAAUUUCAUAAAUAUAAGAGGAUAUGUUGACACUAGAUAAAGGAUCAGUGGGUCACUAGUAAGAUUAUGACUCAUUCUCUGGGCACUAUAAAUAUCAGCAGCAGAUCUCAUUAAAACCAAGCCAUUAGUUUGUUAGAUAAAGAAAAAAAACAGCCUGGCUAAAAGAUCCAUG